AUGAAUAACAACGAAAUCGUGUUUGUCACUGGUAACGCCAACAAAUUAAAGGAAGUGCAGUCAAUCUUAACGCAGGAUGUUGAUAGUAACGAUAAAACCAUUCAUUUAGUCAACGAAGCAUUAGACCUUGAAGAAUUGCAGGACACCGAUCUGAAAGCGAUUGCGUUAGCCAAGGGUAAGCAAGCUGUUGCCGCCUUGGGAGAGGGUAAACCGGUGUUCGUAGAAGACACUGCAUUAAGCUUUGACGAGUUUAAUGGCUUACCAGGCGCUUACAUCAAAUGGUUUUUAAAGAGUAUGGGAUUGGAUAAGAUUGUUAAAAUGUUGGAACCUUUCGAAAAUAAAAAAGCCGAGGCUGUUACCACCAUUUGCUUUGCGGAUUCCCAGGGUGAAUAUCACUUCUUUCAAGGAAUUACAAAGGGUAGAAUAGUCUCAAGCCGGGGUCCAACCACAUUCGGCUGGGAUUCAAUCUUCGAACCCUUUGAUAGCAAUGGUUUGACAUAUGCGGAAAUGACCAAGGAUGCAAAGAAUGCUAUUUCUCAUCGUGGUAAAGCCUUCGCUCAAUUCAAAGAGUAUUUGUACCAAAACGACUUUUAG
Molecule: messenger RNA, 594 nt
Organism: Saccharomyces mikatae IFO 1815
Lineage: Eukaryota; Fungi; Ascomycota; Saccharomycetes; Saccharomycetales; Saccharomycetaceae
Gene: HAM1
Product: nucleoside triphosphate pyrophosphohydrolase HAM1
Exons: 1
Coding region: 1-594 (197 amino acids)
Biological process (GO): nucleoside triphosphate catabolic process
Cellular component (GO): cytoplasm
Molecular function (GO): nucleoside triphosphate diphosphatase activity
Source: RefSeq, a predicted model, not a curated record